AUGGCCGCCAUCCGAAGCGGUCUGCUCGACGUGCUCGUGCAAGGAGAAUGGCAUCGCGUGCAUGCGACACUCGAUCCAACAGCAAUCACUCUACAGGCUAUCGAAACCGAUCAGAAUCAGGAGCUGGACGCUGAGAAACGAACUGUGCGCGUGGUGAAAUAUGACGGCAACGGUCUCGGGAUCAGCAUCAAGGGCGGUCGCGAUAACAACAUGCCAAUAGUUAUCAGUAAGAUUUUCAAAGGAAUGGCAGCAGACCACACCGGUGAGUUGUUUGUUGGCGAUACAAUCCUCGCAGUGAACGGCGAGUCGCUCAUCGACGCUACGCACGAUGAUGCCGUACGUGCAUUGAAAAGAGCAGGAAGAGUAGUGGAUCUAUACGUUCAAUACAAAAGAGAUGAGCUAGUCAGACGCGACAACAUUGUUGAAAAAAUUGAGUGGGACGAUGAUACUCGAGACCGAAUCCGUGCCAUUGGACUAAAAUUAGCAUAUGUGGCUCGGGCUGGAAUAGAUGCAGAUGCCGAAGGAAGGAUUUUCGAGAUGAGAAGCCCCUCUGGGCGCUAUGCACUCGCUUUUCGAUGCAUUUCCUCAGUUGAAGCAGACUCGUGGUUUGAAGCGAUUCAUGGAUGUGCUAAUGCGUUACUUACCCAAGCUCUUGCACAGGUUAAUCUUAUGCUUGGAGGACAUCCACAAGUACGAAGAAUGGGAUGGGUUGCUGAACAAGUAAACGAAGAUGGCAUCAUUAUGUGGAAGCCGAAAUUUCUCACCCUUACCCAGAAUGAACUACUAUUUUACGAAGCAGUGCCACAACUCAAAACUGAAUGGGCAGAACCUCGAAUAACACGGCCACUAGUCGCAACAAGGGUUGUGCAGACAACAUCACGAACAGCACCCGUAAUGAAAGGUUUAUCCGACGUUAUAUCUCUGAGGAUACGAACAGGAACACAGAACGGAGUCCGUAGCCACACACUACGAGUAGAAACUCAUGCUGAUCUUGCCCAAUGGGUGCGAGCAAUCGUUAUGGGCACCUAUGAAGCGUGCUCCGAAACUUCGCAGGUUACAUCGCCUUGUAUAUGGCGAGGCGAAAAUUGUGAACUCGUAGUUAAUUUGGACGCAGGAAUAUCACUUACGGGACCGACCAGAGAGAUACUAUGGCAACACCCUUUCGAAUCUAUACAUGCGACAGGUGACGACGGUGGUCGUUUUCUAUGGAUCGACUUCGGUCCUCCGACUGGCGAACAGGAACUGGAUCUCAUAACCUCAGCAAAACCGAUAGUUUUUAUUCUGCACUCCUUCCUUGCAACAAAAGUCUAUCGACUAGGUCUCUACGCUUGA
This is a messenger RNA of Necator americanus (New World hookworm), 1332 nucleotides long. RefSeq lists its product as uncharacterized. Gene Ontology annotation, molecular function: structural molecule activity; protein binding. NCBI's taxonomy places the organism in Eukaryota, Metazoa, Nematoda, Chromadorea, Rhabditida, Ancylostomatidae. The coding region runs from base 1 to 1332 and encodes 443 amino acids. The transcript is spliced from 11 exons. Gene Ontology annotation, cellular component: dystrophin-associated glycoprotein complex; intracellular anatomical structure. The record is from RefSeq and is a predicted model, not a curated record.